This is a messenger RNA of Durio zibethinus, 1520 nucleotides long. The record is from RefSeq and is a predicted model, not a curated record. Lineage: Eukaryota; Viridiplantae; Streptophyta; Magnoliopsida; Malvales; Malvaceae.
AUGCCAGGGGUCGGUAAGAUGCAGUCUUUGCUGUUUCAACUCAUAUUGAUGUCUUUUGUUUUCUUGAACUCUGUGAACAAUGUGAAUGCUGGUAUCACAAGUACCUUCAUUCGGAAGGAGUGGCCAUCAGUAGACAUCCCUCUUGAUAAUGAAGUAUUUGCAGUUCCCACAGGACCUAAUGCCUUUUCAUUUUAUUGUCUUCAUAUAUUUCUACUAGAUAAAGUGCAUAUAACGCAAGGGAACUAUGAUGGAAACGCUGUAAUUAUCUCAUGGGUCACAGCUGAUGAACCAGGGUCCGGCAAAGUACAAUAUGGCACAUCAGAGAAAAAAUAUGAAUUUACUGCAGAGGGGAAAAUGACAAACUACACCUUUUGCAAUUACAAUUCUGGCUAUAUUCAUCAUGUUCUUGUUGAUGGCCUUGAGUAUGAUCCCAAGUACUAUUACAAGAUUGGGAGUGGUGAUUCUGCACGAGAGUUUUGGUUUCAGACUCCUCCAAUGAUUGGUCCAGAUGUUUCUUACAAAUUUGGAAUAAUUGGUGAUUUGGGUCAGACAUAUAAUUCAUUGUCCACUCUUGAGCAUUACAUGCAGAGUGGAGCACAGACAGUACUGUUUGUAGGAGAUCUUGCUUAUGCUAAUAGAUAUCAAUAUAAUGAUGUUGGUAUACGUUGGGAUUCAUGGGGCCGCUUUGUUGAGAGAAGUACUGCAUAUCAGCCUUGGAUCUGGUCUGCUGGGAAUCAUGAAAUAGAAUACAUGCCUUACAUGAAUGAAGUUAUUCCUUUUAAAUCCUAUCUCCAUCGGUAUCCUACACCUCAUUUGGCUUGUAAAAGCAGCAGCCCUAUGUGGUAUGCUAUUAGACGUGCAUCUGCUCACAUUAUUGUGCUAUCCAGCUACUCUCCAUUUGUGAAAUACACACCUCAGUGGAUAUGGUUCAGUGAAGAAUUAAAGAGGGUUGACAGGGAGAAGACCCCUUGGCUCAUCGUCCUUAUGCAUGUUCCACUCUACAACAGUAACGAAGCACAUUUCAUGGAGGGUGAAAGUGUGAGAGCAGUCUUUGAAGAAUGGUUCAUCCAUUGCAAAGUUGAUGUAAUCUUUGCUGGUCAUGUCCAUGCUUAUGAAAGAUCUAAUCGAAUCUCAAAUGUAAGGUACAAUGUAUCAAGUGGUGAACGUUACCCCGUACCAGACAAAUCAGCUCCCAUUUACAUCAUUGUUGGAGAUGGUGGAAAUCAAGAAGGUCUAGCAGAAAGAUUUAGAGAUCCCCAACCAGAGUAUUCUGCAUUCCGAGAAGCCAGUUAUGGCCAUUCGACACUGGAGAUCAGAAACAGGACACAUGCAUUCUACCAGUGGAACCGCAAUGAUGAUGGGAAAAAAGUGGCAAUUGACUCAUUUGUAUUACACAAUCAGUUCUGGUCAAAUAAUCUGAGACGAAGAAAACUGAAGAAGCAUCACUGGAGGAGUGUGCUUGGACGGACUGCUUCUUUUUGAGAAGAUGAUGUUUCCAUCAAGCAUUUCAUCUCUGGUAU